AUGAAAAAUGGCGCGGGUCUUCUGAAGCUGAAUCUGAUUCCAUCCGAAGCCGCUCCAAGGAAAGAAAGCGCGAAAAGAAAGCAAAGAAAAAGUCGAAAAAGGCAUCGAAAGAUCGGAAGAAGAAAUCUAAGAAAAGCCAUCACAGAUCUAGCUCGCGAUCCAAAAGCCGCGAGAAAAAGUCCAAGAAGCGAAAAGAUUCCAGAGCAGGGCUGGAUAUUUUGA
Oikopleura dioica is the source of this 222-nucleotide messenger RNA. The record is from the annotation of a GenBank genome assembly. NCBI's taxonomy places the organism in Eukaryota, Metazoa, Chordata, Appendicularia, Copelata, Oikopleuridae.